This is a messenger RNA of Eruca vesicaria subsp. sativa (arugula), 1445 nucleotides long. The record is from the annotation of a GenBank genome assembly. Lineage: Eukaryota; Viridiplantae; Streptophyta; Magnoliopsida; Brassicales; Brassicaceae.
AUCUCUCUCUCUCUGGAUCGUGAGGUUUAAGCUGGGUUUAAUCGCAUUCGUAGCCCUAGAAAUUUGGCGCCUUCCCUCUUCAAUUCAAUUGGGUUUCUUGGGUACCUCCGUAAACCAUCCCCAAUUUCGCUAAUUCGCUAGGGUUUCUUCCGAAUCUCUCUCGUCCUUCUUCCUUAUCGAUUCUGCUGCUUCCAGAGGUUUAACGGCGGGGAAGGCUUCUUCUCCUGUACCGAGAGGAGAACUUGCGUGUGUGGUUGGUGGGGGGGAAUGAGUUAAACAAUAUUGAUUCAAGAGGAUGGUUCUACAUGUUACUCUGUGCAAAGCUGUAAGAAAGGUUGAAUAUGACCAAUGGAGGAGGCGGGGAGGGUGGAGGAAGUGGGAAAGGGAAUCGUUUUGGCGGCAAUGAUUUCACCUACGCAGUCACUAGAAUGGCCGUUGCGCAGAUAUGCGAGAGCGUCGAGAUUAGCUCUUAUCAGGAGUCACAUGCACGUGAAGGCGCUAGGUUCAGUUCUUUUCAAGAGACUGCGCUCGAGAGACUAACAGAGGUAGUGAUACAGUACAUUCAAAGCGUUGGGAAGACGACGCAGUUCUAUGCUAAUAUGGCUGGUAGAGUAGAAGGUAAUGCUCUUGAUAUUGUUCAAGCGUUGGAGGAUUUGGGUUCUGGGAUGGGUUUCAGUGGUGCUCAUGAUGUUGAGCAUUGUCUUGCUGAUUCCGGUGUGGUCAAGGAUAUUAUACGUUAUACAGCGGAAGCGGAGGAGGUGCCUUUUGUUUACUCUCUUCCUCGUUUCCCUUUUAAUAAAGGGAAGAGACCAGCUCCUAGCUUUGCUGAGGUUGGAGCUGAGGUACCAGAUGAGCAUAUUCCUGUUUGGCUUCCUGCUUUUCCCCAAACCAAGAUGUCUAGCGAGUUGGAGGAGACUAGUGCUGACAAAAUACAGGGAGAGGUGAAAAGUAAAGAAAACGGAUUGUCUUUACAGUCUGUCGAUGUUGAUAGGGUAAAAGUUCUGAAAUCCGUGGAUCAGAAGGAUGUUCUGAAACCAACAGAGGAACCGGAAUGUAACCCGUUUCUUGCUGCACCAGUUUGGGUUGGAGAGAAGAACGUGCCACGUUUGUUUUGCCCGUCACAGCUUACAAAUGAAGAAGUUCAAGAUUCUGAGAAACAAGAGAACAAGAGCCAUCACAUUCCAUCCCUUGAGGCAUGUGCUCCAUCUGGUAUGAUCAAGGACAAGAUCAGAUUAGGUGAAACGGAGGAUGGAGAGAAAAAAGAUGGUGGGAGAACACAACGUAAGUUGCUCCGUUUCAAGAUUGGGACUAGAAAGGCCCCUGUGUGUUUGACGAUAAAAGAGAGCUUAGAGGAAAAGGGUUGGUUUCUAGAGGAUGGAGGCAAGAGGGAGAAAAAUGUAGAACGCGAAGAAAAGCCAGUAACCAUUGACACAAAUGUAAAAUAG